This is a messenger RNA of Lates calcarifer (barramundi perch), 1476 nucleotides long. RefSeq lists its product as uncharacterized. Gene Ontology annotation, cellular component: plasma membrane. The record is from RefSeq and is a predicted model, not a curated record. NCBI's taxonomy places the organism in Eukaryota, Metazoa, Chordata, Actinopteri, Centropomidae. Gene Ontology annotation, molecular function: transmembrane signaling receptor activity.
ACAGAUUGAAAGGAAAAUUAGGAAGUAGAAAAUCAGUCUUGCGGUGCACAGCUUUGUCUGACUCACUCACUCUGCUCACUGACCGACAUGGCUGUUUAUCUCAGAAUUCUUCUCACCCUCACUGGACUCACAGGAAUUCACAGCAUAACCACAGUCAGUAAAGUGUCAGUGAGACCUGGUGAUUCAAUCUCUAUCCCAUGUCUCUAUGGAUCACAAUACAGAGACCAUGUGAAAUACUUGUGUAAAGGAUAUUAUUGGUCCUCCUGCUCUGAAGUAGUUAAAACAAAUCAACCAUAUAGUUCAGGAAAGUUUUCAAUCUCUGAUGACAAAACCCAAAGAAUUUUCACUGUGACUAUUAAAGACCUGACGGAUAAGGACACUGAUUACUGGUGUGCUGUGGAGAUCAAUCAAGGGGAUGAUAUCCGAAAAUAUUUUCACCUGUCAGUCACGAGAGAUAAGGUUUUCCCCAGUCUCUAUGUGGAUCAUCAGGAAAUGACAGGAUUUAAUGGAGAUAGUAUAACCAUCAUUUGCAACUAUAGAAAUUCUGGUGAAAUGAAGUGGUGCAGGCUGGGCAGGAACUGUGUGAGGUCAUCAGGAUCAAUAGAUGGAACAACAGUGACCAUCAAUCAGGUCCACACUGUGACCAUGAGUGGACUGACAACACAGAGCAGCGGCUGGUAUUUGUGUGUUAAAGGAGAUUUGCAGAUGCCAGUGCAUGUCACUGUUACUGAAAAACCCACUACUACAACAAGUUGUUUAACCACCUUAUCACACAUUACUGAUCACAACUUUGAAGAAAGAAUACAGGACAGGGCAUCAGUUGACCCAAAGAGCCUAAUCAUCCCUCUGAGUUUGCUGGUCUUCAUUGUAAUGGUGACCUUGUUAAUUUGGUUCAUGUUGAAAAAGCACAAACAAAGUAAAUCAGAAUCAUCAGCCAUGGCGACGGCUGGAGAGGAGGUAACAUACUGUAAUGUUGGAUACAUGAGAGAAACUUCAGGCCAGAGAUCACAUGCUGAAAGUGACAUGGACGUAAUGUACAGUUCUGUGGUUACCAUAAAACAGCAAAAAAUAAAAAGGGUUGAAGCACAAGAUAAUGAUGUGACAUAUAGCACACUGGCUCAGCCAAACCAAAAAAUUUAAAUGUUUGUCUCCUUAUCUGUUAGUUACUAGACUGUUUGAAUGAAUGUUGCAAUUCAUUGUCUGCUGUUAUCAUUUGGCUUUCACACCCUUUUUUUGUUUGUUUGUUUCACCCUCCUAUGCAUAUCUGCAAGGCAUUGACAUUCUUUGUUUGCCAAAUGCUCAAUAAGUUCAUUGACAUCAUGUAUCUUGGUCUUAUUGUAUUAUUUAUUAGGCAUAAAGCUCAUAUUAAUGAAUAAGCCUGGUUGUUUUCAAGAUGUUUCAGAACACAUGUCGCCAAAACCAAAAACCUGCCAAAGCCUGCUUAACUACAGUUGUGUUAAAUGCAAAUACAAUCGA